This is a messenger RNA of Phyllostomus hastatus (greater spear-nosed bat), 542 nucleotides long. RefSeq names its product alpha hemoglobin stabilizing protein (gene AHSP). The coding region runs from base 102 to 380 and encodes 92 amino acids. The record is from RefSeq and is a predicted model, not a curated record. Gene Ontology annotation, cellular component: cytoplasm. Gene Ontology annotation, biological process: protein folding; erythrocyte differentiation; protein stabilization. Gene Ontology annotation, molecular function: hemoglobin binding. The transcript is spliced from 3 exons. NCBI's taxonomy places the organism in Eukaryota, Metazoa, Chordata, Mammalia, Chiroptera, Phyllostomidae.
UGACACUUAACUCCUUGCUUACAUCUAGCUUGGCACAGAGGGACAUACAUACCCUGAAAAGUGUGGGUGAGACAUAACAGCACUGCCAGACCUACAGGCAGAUGGCUCUUCUUCAGGCUAAUAAAGAUCUCAUUUCCACAGGAAUAAAGGAAUUUAAUGCUUUGCUUAAUCAGCAGGUCUUCAGUGAACCUGUUGUCUCUGAAGAAGCCAUGGUGACUAUAGUGGAUGACUGGGUGAACUUGUACAUCAACUAUUACAGGCAGCAGGUGACAGGAGAGCAGGAAGAGCAGGACAGGGCUCUGGAGGAACUUCGGCAAGAGCUGAAGACUCUGUCUGUCCCUUUUCUGGACAAAUAUAGGGCAUUCCUAAAGUCCUUGUGAGCACCCAAAUCACCCAGUGCUUUUCUCCUAGCCCGGAGACUGGGGCCUGCAUUUUAAAGAAACCCUUAAUUCCUGCGUCUGUAUUCUUCAGGUCCUCAGGCUCUGCUCCUUGGUGUUACUCUACCUUGACACCUCAAUAAAGACCAACACUGGUUUGGCUGU